Messenger RNA from Castor canadensis (American beaver), 613 nucleotides. RefSeq names its product ribosomal protein S11 (gene Rps11). Lineage: Eukaryota; Metazoa; Chordata; Mammalia; Rodentia; Castoridae. The record is from RefSeq and is a predicted model, not a curated record. Gene Ontology annotation, cellular component: cytosolic small ribosomal subunit; ribosome. Gene Ontology annotation, molecular function: structural constituent of ribosome. Gene Ontology annotation, biological process: translation.
UCACUUCCUCUCCAGCCCCUGCGUAGUCGAUAAGGAAACCCGGACUCUACCCCAGCUUUCCUUUUUUCAGGCGGCCGGAAAGAUGGCGGACAUUCAAACAGAGCGAGCCUACCAGAAGCAGCCAACCAUCUUUCAAAACAAGAAGAGAGUCCUGCUGGGAGAAACUGGCAAGGAGAAGCUCCCCAGAUACUACAAGAACAUCGGUUUGGGCUUUAAGACGCCCAAAGAGGCUAUCGAGGGCACCUACAUUGACAAGAAAUGCCCCUUCACUGGCAAUGUCUCCAUCCGAGGGCGGAUUCUGUCUGGCGUGGUGACCAAGAUGAAGAUGCAGAGGACCAUUGUCAUCCGCCGGGACUACCUGCACUACAUCCGAAAGUACAAUCGCUUCGAGAAGCGCCACAAGAAUAUGUCGGUGCACCUGUCCCCCUGCUUCAGGGACGUCCAGAUAGGUGACAUUGUUACCGUGGGUGAGUGCCGGCCCCUGAGCAAGACAGUGCGCUUCAAUGUGCUCAAGGUCACCAAGGCUGCUGGCACGAAGAAGCAGUUCCAGAAGUUCUAAGCCUAAUGGAAGCCUGCCUGCUCCUGAAACGAAAUAAACUUAUUUUAUAGACCA